AUGUUAAUAUCACUGAAAGCAACAAGCGGGAAAUACAUACGGGAACAAAAAUUCGGAGCUAUAGAGUUGGACGACGACCUCAUUCCUAUUGGGGAGUAUUUCAAUGAAGAACUCGCAAGUAAACAUCGUACAACCGCCCACCAUCACUGGAAAAAGAAAACUGGAAAGCUCGGAUGCAAAUAG
Messenger RNA from Paraglomus brasilianum, 183 nucleotides. The record is from the annotation of a GenBank genome assembly. NCBI's taxonomy places the organism in Eukaryota, Fungi, Glomeromycota, Glomeromycetes, Paraglomerales, Paraglomeraceae.